AUGGAGAACUUCCUUUUGGGUCGACACCAGGUUGUGUACAUCGGUCGGGGAAAAUCAGAUCCUACUAUGGUUGAGAGUGGUGUCCCCCAGGGUUCAGUGCUGGGACCCAUUUUGUUUCUUAUCUAUGUGGAGGAUGCCGCAAGAGCUUUAGACUGCGAAGUAACAAUGUUUGCAGAUGACAUGAACAUAUGGAGUGUAAUUAGGGAUUCUGCGGACGAAGACAGACUGCAGAUGAACCUGAAUCGGUUGGAGGAGUGGUCAAACCGUUGGCUCCUGCGGUUCAACUUUGCCAAAUGCAGUAUACUUCGCCUAGGCAACACAACCAGAUCGGCCAGCACAAGAGACGACUUUCUGGGCAGUGCAGCCCUACAAGAGGUGGAAGCCCAAAAGGACCUCGGUGUGCUGACGACAAGUUCCCUAAAGCCAUCCGUCCAUUGUUCGAGGGUCGCAAAAAACGCAAUGUCUGUAUUGUAAGCCAUCAAGCGUGCAUUUAUGGACUUUGACGAAGACGCUUUCUCAAAGGCAUUCGGGACAUUCAUCCGGCCGCUUUUGGAGUACGGCAUACAAGCCUGGAGGCCGUGGGCGGUUGAGGAUCAAAACUGCCUCGAAAGAGUCCAGAGGAGAGCCACGAAGAUGGUUAGGGGUCAAAGCUCCUUUCCUUAUGCAACCCGCCUAGAAAAUCUGAACCUCUUUCCUUUGAGUUACAGGCAACUUCGCGGGGAUCUCUUGCAAGCCUUCCGCAUUGUAAAGGGGUUGGAUUGCAGUCUGGCCUUCGAGGACUUUUUUGAAUUUGCUACCACGACCAACCUCCGAGGUCAGCCAUUGAAGCUGCGCACUCAGCAUGCAAGGCUGGAUUUUCGGAAAUUCUCCUUUUCUGUUCGAGCGGUCAAAUCAUGGAAUGCCCUUCCCGCGGAUGUUGUGAUGUCACCAUCUAUACAAAGUUUUAAAAAGAAUCUGGACAUAUUUAUGUUCCGAAAUGACCAAGAGCGAUGAGAAGUAGAGCUCACGCCCUGUAACUCGUUUUCAUUUUGUCCUGUCAUUAUAGGCCUGUUUGAACUAUUUCAGCCCAGAACAUUUAUUUUUAUAUCACACAUUUUUACGUUGCAAAUAGGGUACUCAAAGGCUUAUGCCUAUUCCCCUCAAUAAAAUGAGCUGAACUGAAUAGUCUUUACGCACAGGAAAAAGGCUACAGACCAGGGCCGUCCGGCUGAUAUCCUCGCCUCCGACUUCAGAAAGGUUUUUGGUAGCGUGCCACGUGGACGAUUCCUACAGCAGAUUUGGCAGUGUGGAAUACAGGCAACAUUUUAAGUGGAUUAAUAGGUUCCUGUCAUUUAGAAUGCAGAGUGAUGGUAGGCAGAAUGUGGUGUGCCACGACGUUCGGACUCAGGUUCUCUACUCUUCCUUGUCUCUAUAGACGGCUACGCUGAAUAUCUUGACUGCACUUCCGUCAUCUUUGGAAGUGAAAUGAAAAUUUGGAAAGCAAUAAACUGUGCUGACCACGUGCAUAAAUUGCAAAAAAAGUCAAAAAAUUUGAUACGUUUAAUGUACCAUAAUGCGUAGUCUUGUGCUUGCAGAAGUUUCCCAAAAUUCCAGUACAUUAAAGAUGAAAUUCCACUAAAAGAUGUGGAUACACAUUAAGACCUAGGUAUCUGGACAACUUCUAGUUUGUUGCCCUCCGAACACCGCAAAAAACCGCCAAAAUGCAGCCAGCAUCAUGCAGUGAAUUAUACGUGCUUACGUGGUCUUUCCGCUGAAACUCUUCGUGUAGAUCUUUAGUACUUUUGUUGAGAAGCAUUUAGAUAGAUAGAUAGAUAGAUAGAUAGAUAAUUUUUAUUAAAGACCCGUCGGGGUCCCAUCAAAGCAAGUUAAAAUAACUUUGCAUGCGAGUUUUAGACGAGGUAGGCCGAAUCUUUACAAAAUGCAAUUCCUAGUUUCUAAAUUAGAAGUCCAUUGAGAAACAUGAUGAUUGAGGGGUGAAAAAAAACUCCUUACAAAAAGUUAAAAAUGAUUGGAUUAAUUUUACAGAAGAAGAAAAAACCUCUCUUUAAAAAUAAUAACAGAAAAAAGCGAGCAGGUCUGGCCUGUAGGUGGCGGUAUAUAACGGAAUGUUGUCGGUCAUCGUCAGGGUAGCAAUAAAUGUCCGCCUUGAUGGGUACGAAUGUGGGUCAGACAGGACUGGCUUGCAAAUGGCAGUGUAUAGAAUAUGAAAUGUCAGCAUGGAUGCCCCGGAUGAAGGAAGACUGUGACCCCAGUGGGCAGGUGCAGCGACGGCCGAAAAAAAACUGACGGACGGUCUAACGGCUCUAUCAUAUCCUGAGGGACUGAGCAAGCUUGAUUUUUUUCAGUCACUCAAGCAAAUGAGGUACCACAUUUUGUGGACAUUCCGCGUUAUCUAUGGACAUGAUUCUUUGCUCGGAUUUAAAGAUGUAUUCGAGCCUACAAUUAUGAGUCACCUGUUCGGUCAUCCGCGAAAAGUCAGACAUGAAUAUACGCGCCCAGACCAACGGAGGUUUUUUUCGUUUGAGGGCAGUUCGGUCGUUAAACUUACUCGCAAAUGAAACAGUGACUUCUGAUAUUAUGGUUGUGAUCAAAAGACAGUCGGAUUGUUUAAUUUUGAUAGCCAUCGACUCCAUCUGCAGGACUGUCUACGUCUAGCCAUGAGUUAUAAUUUCUGAUCCCAUUUCGUAUGCAAAGCACCACUGCGGGUUUGAUGUCAAAUGUUUCCGCAAACCUUACAAAUGACCACGUUUGUGCUGACUGUAUUCACUUGAAUUUGUAAUCUUAACCGUACCUGAAUGGGAUCGUCAAUUUAGAGAAGACUGAAUAAAUCGAAAAUGUUGAAAACCUACAUUAGCAUAAGGGCCCCUGAGGUCAUGUCGAAUAAGUUUUGUUCGACAUCAUCUGCGGUCUCGCCACGUCAUGGCAUACUUGAUUCCGUAGGGAACUCGACUCAUCUUGAUGUUGAAAUCUUUAAAAGAAACAACACACCUUGUAUACAAGCACCCCUACCGACUUCGCAGCAACAUCUAGUAAACCGAAGCAAGUGCCUAGUUCAAAGACUAGUCCGAGUGCGAUUUCGGCCACCCGUAUACUGGGUAAAUCCAGUUCCUCUAACAAAUAAUUUCCUCCGCAGUCGCCUGCCACUCUCACAAACUCAACGGCCCUAAAUAUAGCGGGUUUCCAACUACCCUCAGAUCACCUCUCAAAGCGGCCAUGCCGAAUAUGUUGGUAUUCCUAUAUUUGCAUAGAAUUUCCGCCCAUAUCGAAGCAGUGCGUCCUCCGCCCCCCAACAUGCUCCCUCCACGGCCGUUUUAUCAAUGUAAUCCCCAUGCAAAUGUCCAUACUGGGUCACUCAACUCACUCGAUCUUCAGUUUCACUCCGGCGGGAAUGCGUUACAUCAUCCUGCUUGUUAAUUUCCAGUAGAAAAUCAGCCAGCUAACGAUAGUAAUCAGUUUCCCUGCUUGUCAUUUCCUCCUCCAAACUCUGUUCCUCUUUAUUCACGUCGGGGUUUUUUGAUGCAACAAAUGUUUUGUAGAACCGGACAGGUGCAUCCGGACCGUACGUUCCGUGGUCAGCCAAUCAUUGGACGGUGUAGCUCACCUCCCCUAAACCUUUUGUUCUAAAUGCUAGAUCUUUACUUUGCUUCAGACUCUAGUGUUCGGUCAUUCUCCAGGUACUCUUCUGGGCAAUUAAGACAUGGACAACAGCUUCAUAUCGGACUCUGAACUCUAUCUUUUAAGCUAUAUUUGCAUUCUCAACGAUCGUCAAGAUAGCCAUGGUGGAGAGAAGCUGCAUCUACUUUAAGCAAACACUUGCAUUUUGCCGUUGGACCUCCCGAUUUUUCCAACGUAGGGGACAGCUGCUGGCUCCAAGUUGCUUUAAAAAUAAGUUCUCUUUACUCUUUGGCUGUGUUUACCGUCCGCUCAACGUCAAUGAGGGUGUUGAUCGUUUUCUUUCACAGUCAUUUCAGACUGUGGCCGAAUUAAAUCCUAAGUAAAAGUUGAUUGUGGAUGACCUCAAUCUUCCUGAAGUUCACUGAUCUCCGCCUUCCGGUCUCAACAGCUCGAAGACUUAUCUGAGGCUGUAGAUACUGGCAUGUGGAGUCGGGUUGUAGAUUUUCCCACCCGAGGACCAAGCGUACUCAACCUAGUUUUCUGUAGAGCUUGCGUGCCUUUUUUAGUGUUAUCUUUAUACCCAUUCGGUAGCUCACAUAACGAAAUAGUUGCUCCUACGAUAGAACUCGAUGUUGGCAAAAUUUUGCCCUCAAAGGAUAGCUUCUUCUUUUAUUUCCGAUCAGCCCGCCUUGUCGAAUUAUUAAUAUACCUUAAUUUUUUAGGAAUAGACUGAUUUCUCCUAAGUUCGGAUGUAAAUGUUUGUACUGUCGAACUGUAAGAUAUUCUGGAUCUGCCUUUUUUCUCAUUUUGUCCCCCGUAAUAAAGUAAUUAAUGUUGGGGAUGAGGUUUUCCUCCUCCUCCCCUUUCGCUGUAGGUUACGCAGACUUUCUUGUCGAUCCCAUCGUCUGAAUAGUAUUUCCAUUCUGCCCUCAAUUUGUGACAUUUGUGAACGGACUAGGAGAUUGUCCGAAGAAAAUCGGCCGGCCGAAGAGAUACACUUCCCCGAAAACCACUCGUUAAAUCUCGUGAAGCUUUUUCCUCGAGAAGUAAAAGCUGAUUUAAAAACGAGGUAUUUUAUCCUCCGACAUGCUCUUCGAAAUUCUGUAGCAGACGCCCACUUGACCAUUGAUAUUUUAUUAAAAACUCGACCAUUCCGCUUCCGACCCUGCAGGCAUUGAUCAGGGCAGUUCUCGAAACUAUAACGCUCACCUUGAGGGACGUGGCGGUGGCGAUUCGGCGCUUUCAUCAAUCUCAUAG
Spirometra erinaceieuropaei is the source of this 4872-nucleotide messenger RNA. Lineage: Eukaryota; Metazoa; Platyhelminthes; Cestoda; Diphyllobothriidea; Diphyllobothriidae. The record is from the annotation of a GenBank genome assembly.